AUGUUUGUUCCGGCAUCGAAAACCUGUGGCCGGUUGGUAAUCACAGCUGAAAACCCCAAGUGGGAAGUUGAGGAAAUGCCGAUAAACAGAGUAAUGGGGGACAUGAUCAUGCUGCCGACAGGAGAUGUACUCAUCAUAAAUGGCGCGGCAAAAGGAACAGCCGGUUGGGGAGUUGCUAGAGAACCGGUUUUAAGCCCUGUUCUCUACAAACCUUGGCAUGCAACGCCAUCCCGGUUCGAGGUCCUCACUCCUACGACUAUACCUCGCCUCUACCAUUCAUUGGCGCAUCUGUUAUCCGACGGUCGUAUUCUCGUCGGCGGCAGCAACCCGAACGCCAACUAUAACUUCACAGCUCUCUACCCAACUGAGCUGAGCCUCGAGGCUUUCUCUCCGCCGUACUCGUCGAAGUCGAGGCCGGUGAUAAGCUCCGUGCGGCCGGGGUGGGAGUUGGGUUACGUCCAGAAAUUUUACGUGGGGUUUAGGUUGAGUUAUGAAGCAGAGAAGAUCUAUGUGACGAUGGUAGCUCCAUCGUUUACUACUCAUUCAUUUGCUAUGAACCAGAGGUUGUUGGUGUUGGACAUGGGCCAUGUGAGUAAGGGCAAGACUAAUAAACCUGCAAAUUCUAAAAAUAAUCACUACUACAGUGUUGAGAGCUAUGCACCUGCGAGGCCGGAAUUGGCACCACCUGGUUACUAUUUGUUGUUUGUGGUGUGUGAUGGUGUACCAAGUAAAGGAAUGUGGGUUCGGAUCAAGAAGUAG
Argentina anserina (silverweed cinquefoil) is the source of this 759-nucleotide messenger RNA. RefSeq names its product aldehyde oxidase GLOX1-like. The transcript has a single exon. Bases 1 to 759 code for a protein of 252 amino acids. The record is from RefSeq and is a predicted model, not a curated record. NCBI's taxonomy places the organism in Eukaryota, Viridiplantae, Streptophyta, Magnoliopsida, Rosales, Rosaceae.